This is a messenger RNA of Dermochelys coriacea (leatherback sea turtle), 4491 nucleotides long. It is a transcript of the gene FBXO28, whose product is annotated as F-box protein 28. Gene Ontology annotation, biological process: protein polyubiquitination. The record is from RefSeq and is a predicted model, not a curated record. NCBI's taxonomy places the organism in Eukaryota, Metazoa, Chordata, Testudines, Dermochelyidae. Gene Ontology annotation, molecular function: protein binding. The coding region runs from base 2225 to 3142 and encodes 305 amino acids. The transcript has 5 exons.
AUCACUGAACUUAACAGCGAUUAAUCGACCACCCUAAUAUACUUAAAUAAAACUCUUUAAUUCUCAAGCAGCUUUUUUUUUUUUUUCAUUUUGCCUGUCUGGAAAUUCCAUUUAUUAUCGAUGGAAAUAUUUUUUCAUUGGUUUGUAUGUCUGUUGGAAUGUCAAAUAAAAAAUGUAGCCCUUCCAAGCCUGCUUAUAUUGAUAGACUGAAAAAACUCAAUCUAUUUAGUUUAACAAAGAUGGUUAUGGGGUGACGUGAUCACAGUCUAUAAGUACUUACAUGAAGAAAAAAUAUUUAAUAAUGGGCUCUUCAGUCUUGCAGAGAAAGGUAUAAUGUGAUCCAAUGACCGGAAGUUGAACGUAGACAAAUUUGAAAUCAGGUGUACAUUUAACAGUGAAUGUAGUUAACCAUUGGAACAGUUUACUCAGGGUCAUGGUGGAUUCUCCAUUAUUGACAAUUUUUAAAUCGAGAUUGGAUGUUUUUUUCUAAAAGAUAUGCUCUAGGAAUUAUUUUGGGAAGUUUCUAUGGCCUGUGUUAUACUAGAAGUGAGACUAGAUCAGUGUUUUUCAAACUUUGGGUCGGGUCACAGCAUGUCAGGCACUGUGUCGCUCUGGUCAGCACCGCAAACCGGGACGUUAAAAGACCCGUUGGUGGUGCUGCCAAGCUAUGGCAGGCUAGUGCUUACCUGUUUCGACACUGUGCUGCGCACCGGAAGCAGGGCAGCAGUGGGUCCGGCUUCUAGGCAAGGAGGUCACGGGGCUCCGCGUGCUGCCCCUGCUUCGAGUACUGGCUCCGCACUCCCAUUGGCCAGGAACCAAUGGAAACUCUCAACCAGCCAAUGGGAACUGGGGGUGAGGAGGGAUGCGGUACCUGCAGGCGAGAGUCAUGCAAAGCCGCUUGUGUGCCUCCGCCUAGGAGCCAAACCUGCUGCUGGCUGCUUCCGGGGCGCAGCAUGGUCUGCAGUGCCAGGACAGGCAGGAAACCUGCCUCUGCACCCCGGCUGCACUGCUGACCAGGAGCCACCCGAGGUAAGUCUGUGCCCCAACCCUGUGCUCCAAUCCCCUGCCUCAGCCCUGAUCUCCCCCCCCCCAACCUGGAACCCCUUUCUGCACCCCAAAUUCCUAUUCCCCAGCCCCAUCUCAGAGCCUGCAACCCCAGUCCAGAGCCUUGACUCCUCCUGCACCCCAACCCUGAGCCCCCCCUUCCCCAACCUGGAACCCCCUCCUGCAUCCCAAACCCCUCAUCUGCAGCUCUGUUGAAUCCUGGGCAUCAACAAUGUUCUUCAACUGGGUCCUCAGAAAAAAAGUUUGAAAAACCCUGGAUUAGAUGACCAAAGUGGUCCCCUCUAGCCGUGGAAUCUAUGAACUGACAUAGUGAGUUGGACUUGCUUACAUAGAUCACUUCAGUCCUUUCUAUUAUCCCUGGAUCAGCACUCUGGAGGAUACAGAUGUUCUAAUUUCAGUUACUCUUUUGAUAUCUGUGUAUUGCCCCAGGGGACUGAUGCAAUUAGAUUUUUCUCAGGUGAAAUAUAUUGGAGCCAGAUAAACUGAAAAGAAGAUGUAGGCUGAGUGGAAGAAGGACAGGGAGGGCACAACACUAGCAAAUCUCUUUAGUACAAUGGAGAGGUUGGCUCUAGGCAUCCAAAAGGAGCAUAAUUUGUGUUAAAAGCCAUAAAGCUUGUAGUUCUGUCAUUAAAGGUGGAAGUAAAGGAGCAUCACCUGUUUGUGAUGUCUGUCACUCAUCAGGCAAGACCGAGAUCAUCUCGCUCCACAAGAAAAACAUUCACUAUGCUUCAUAUUGCAGAGUGCCAUCUGCUGUCAUUUAAAGCACUGUAUAUAAAAUGCAGCUGAUUGGUUAAGCAGGGAAAUAAAUCUAAACGUAUGAUGUCUAAACAAAUAGGUAUUUGGAAAUACAAUUCAACAACUAAGGAGUCUCAUGUCUGCUCUAUUUGCACUAAGCCAUAACUUCAAAGUACCCAAGUUUUACUCCAGACAGAUGAAUCGAGGGGAAAACAGUAGCUGACCAUCUGUCCUUCAGAUGAGGGUCCCUUCAGGGCCUGCUUUAUGCAUUUCCUUUCUGCCCAUAUCUAAUCAUAAGGAAGUCUUGAGGGUUUGAUUGAAAUUACACCCUGCUGGUCAAGCUUUUUGAAAAGAUCUGGUAAUCCUGUUGGUUAGGAAACUUGCACAUCUUCCAUCUUAAAAAGACUUCUGUUCUCGGGUUUCAAUGACUCUGCAACAACUCUGUCCGAUUACCUGGCUAUUGAAAAAGACAAGGAUGAAGAGGAAGGGAUAUUCUGAGAAGGUUUGUAAGCGAAUGGACUUGGUCUGCCAGCGAAUGUUAAAUCAGGGAUUUCUGAAAGUGGAAAGAUAUCACAACUUGUGUCAGAAACAGGUUAAAGCACAACUUCCAAGGCGAGAGUCAGAAAGAAGAAACCAUUCAUUAGCUCGCCAUGCAGACAUCCUUGCUGCUGUAGAAACAAGGCUUUCUCUGUUAAAUAUGACUUUCAUGAAAUAUGUGGAUUCCAAUCUCUGUUGCUUCAUACCUGGAAAGGUGAUUGAUGAAAUUUAUCGUGUGCUAAGGUACGUAAACUCGACAAGAGCCCCUCAGAGAGCCCAUGAAGUCCUUCAGGAAUUAAGAGACAUCUCAUCCAUGGCUAUGGAAUACUUUGAUGAGAAGAUUGUUCCAAUUCUAAAAAGAAAGUUGCCUGGAUCAGAUGUAUCAGGUCGUCUUAUAGGAGCUGCCCCAGUUCCAGGUCCUUCUGCAGCCCUAACAACAAUGCAACUAUUCUCCAAGCAAAACCCUUCAAGGCAGGAAGUCACCAAACUCCAGCAGCAAGUCAAAACGAAUGGUGCAGGUGUGACUGUUCUAAGGCGGGAAAUUUCAGAGCUUCGCACCAAAGUGCAAGAACAGCAGAAACAGCUCCAAGACCAAGACCAGAAACUGCUAGAGCAAACCCAAAUCAUAGGUGAACAGAAUGCCCGAUUGGCUGAGCUUGAACGCAAACUGAGAGAAGUAAUGGAAAGUGCAGUAGGAAGUUCUUCAGGUUCUGGUUCAAAUGAGGAGUCCCUUAGGAAACGGAGAAAGGCAGUUGAAUCCAUAGACUCUCCUAGGAAAUCCAAACGCCUUCGAAACAGAAAAUAACUUUGGAGUAAAUGACCCCUCCAGAAGAUUACACUGCUUUAGUAGCCCAAGCAGAUUUGCUUGUCUGGAUACUGUGAUUAGCAGCAUGGUGUCAUUUAGGCUGCUGGCUCUUCAAAACACCACAUAGACUUGAACAGUAACUUUCUCUCAUAGUUGAGACUUUUUUCCCUCUGCUUCUGUCUGGGUGGGCCUAAUGCACAGGAUCUUUAUAAUUUGCAAUAGAUUUGUACUAACCAGACCUGCUCUAUCAUGUUUUGAAGAGUUAACCUUUUUUCUGUGCAGAUGAUAUGUGUUAAAGUAAACUUAUUUGUGUUAUGCAUAUAUUCACAUAAGAGAUCUUAAAUAAAUCCAGUCUUGACUGAUUAGAAAGUUAAGCGUACAAACAGAUGUCCUGUUCACUUGAAGAAAAGACCUACUUUUUAAAUCUUGUUUAAAAAAGUUGACUUUUUUGUUACAAGUGACCUUGUCUGGAAUGUCUGAAAAGUAGUUAAUACUUUUUGGAAUCUAUGUAACGAGUAAAAGUGACUUCUUAUGCUACAGUAUUGGCUAUAUAUUUUUGUAAACUUAUGAGCAAGGGACUUCUAUCCAAUUUUCACAUACACACCCUAGUUCUAAGUCUCUGGAGCCAUAUUCUACAGUUGCAUGAAUAGCUGCAUGCAUUGCUUAGUCAGCUCGCUAAAAGCACUUGCCUGGAGUUGCUCUUAAACCUCUACUUUCCCAGAGUUGUAGAGCAAUUUCUUAGUCCUCAGCCAUACCUUAGCAUCUGCUUUCAGCACAGCUGCUUUCUGACAGUGAGGAGGUCUUGAGUCCACUUGUCAACCACUUGCAGGAAAGGAAAGUGUAUUUAAGCAAGCCUACUUGCUGCUUCCACUACCUGUAGAUUGCAGAUACUCAAGCUAAGCCAAAGCUUGAGAAUUCAGCUGUUUUUGCCUAUGGGUCCUCUGGUUCAUAGGCCAAAAUGAAACAACUAUUGGACAAAAGUUAUCUGUUCCUUUAACAAAACAAGCUUAGUGGGACACAGUUUGAGUGAAACAUUGUAUUAUGAAAAAAAAUUAAACUAUUUCAUGUUGUGGAAAAGAGCUCUCUGUAAUACUUAACUAUAUUCUAGUUUUCCUUAUCCUAAAAGGUAAAUCACUUCAGACAAAAAAGCUUUAAUUUCUUUUGCACUUCUGUUUUGAGCUUGUAACUGGAAAAGCAUGUCUUGCACUGUUCAGUCUUUUGAUUGGUCACUUUAACAACCUCAGAGUUGUUGUGUACAGUGAUUAUUUUUUCCAGUUGUAUAUUUUUGGAACCUUAUACAAAUAUCACUGUCCUUGUUUUAUUUUAAUGUACUAAACUAUGUAGCUUUA